AUGAGAGAAUUGAAAAUCGAAAAGCUUGUUCUCAACAUUUCUGUUGGUGAAUCAGGUGAUAGAUUAACCAGAGCUUCAAAAGUUUUAGAACAAUUAUCUGGUCAAACCCCAGUUCAAUCAAAAGCUAGAUACACUGUCCGUACUUUCGGUAUCAGAAGAAAUGAAAAAAUUGCUGUCCACGUUACUGUCAGAGGUCCAAAAGCUGAAGAAAUUUUAGAAAGAGGUUUAAAAGUUAAAGAAUAUCAAUUAAGAAACAAAAACUUCUCUGAAACUGGUAACUUUGGUUUCGGUGUUGAUGAACAUAUUGAUUUAGGUAUCAAAUAUGAUCCAGCUAUCGGUAUUUACGGUAUGGAUUUCUACGUUGUUAUGGGUAGACCAGGUAACAGAAUCUCAAGAAGAAAACACAAAAACGCUGUUGUUGGUAACGCUCACAGAACUACUAAAGAAGACUCUGUCCAAUGGUUCAAACAAAAAUACGAUGCUGAAGUUUUAAACAAAUAG
Hansenula ciferrii is the source of this 501-nucleotide messenger RNA. Its product is annotated as 60S ribosomal protein uL5. Bases 1 to 501 code for a protein of 166 amino acids. The transcript has a single exon. Gene Ontology annotation, biological process: translation. The record is from RefSeq and is a predicted model, not a curated record. Gene Ontology annotation, cellular component: ribosome; cytosolic large ribosomal subunit. NCBI's taxonomy places the organism in Eukaryota, Fungi, Ascomycota, Saccharomycetes, Phaffomycetales, Wickerhamomycetaceae. Gene Ontology annotation, molecular function: RNA binding; structural constituent of ribosome.